Molecule: messenger RNA, 606 nt
Organism: Fusarium pseudograminearum CS3096
Lineage: Eukaryota; Fungi; Ascomycota; Sordariomycetes; Hypocreales; Nectriaceae
Exons: 1
Coding region: 1-606 (201 amino acids)
Source: RefSeq, a predicted model, not a curated record
AUGACGGUAUCCAAGGAAGCCUUGCUCAAUGAUUACGAGUUUGACCCAAGUCUCGUCGAGCGAAUAGCCUUCCGCAAAGUCAAACAUACUAUCGCCAUCGUCGAGCCAGAUCCUUCAUGGCCCCAACACUUUGACCUCGCCAAAACUCGCAUUGAAACGGCCCUUGGCGACACGGCCGUCUCUAUCAACCACGUCGGCUCAACCAGCGUCCCAGGUCUUCCAGCAAAAAGAGUCAUUGACAUUGACCUUACGGUUCAAGAUGUCAACGAUGAGGCAUCAUACGUGCAAGCGCUUGAAAAUGUGGGAUUCCACUUUCUGCUAAGAGAACCACAUUGGCACGGACACCGUUUCUUUUGUGACUACGGAGAUGUGCCAACGAACUUGCACGUCUGGGGUCCGGAUUGUCCUGAAGCGGCGAGACACAAGAUCUUUACGGAUUGGUUGAGAAAUAAUGAGGAGGAUCGGAAGCUAUAUGAAGGGGUCAAGCGAGAAGCGUCUGAGGCAAGCAUUGCUGGUGGGGAGGAUGUCAUGGCGUACAAUAAGAGGAAGGAAAAUGUCAUUCGAGAGAUUUUGCAGAGAGCUUUCAAGGCUCUGGGCUAUCUGUAA